UGGCAGUUCUGUUUACGUGUGAGCUUGUCAGCUCUCAGCUGUGAAAACUAAAAAUGAAAAGGAAAGGAAAGCUGAAUAAAUAAAUCAGAGAUUGAAGAGUUAGAGCUGUGUUGUUAUUGUAUAUUUUAUAUUGGUAAAUACCAAAUCGUGUAAAGUAAAUUAAAAUUGGAUGAUUGUAUUAUUUAUAGACUAUCUUAUUUAUUCUGUGAUAUCUCUAAUAACAUUCAUCAGUGUCCUUAUUUACUUGCCUUACAUGGAAAAAUAUGCAAUAGCUUGAGUGGACUCUUCCACCUACCAUGGCUACAACAGAUACAUCAUUUAAAUCUAAACGGCCAGCUGAUGGCACAUUCAAGCAACAAAGACUUCCUGCUUGGCAACCAAUUCUGACUGCUGGUACAGUUUUGCCGACUUUUUUUGUGAUUGGAAUUGCUUUUAUUUCCAUUGGCGUCGGCCUGUUUUACGUUUCAAAAGGGGUGAGAGAGAAAACAAUAGAUUACACGCAGUGUGCGAGCAUAGAUAAUCCACCUAGAAAAUGUGCAGAAAUUAUUGGUGACAAGACAAAUGCCUCUUGCCGGUGUAGCAUUAAUUUCGAAAUUGAAGACUUUGAGGGAACCGUGUACAUGUAUUAUGGGCUGACCAACUUCUAUCAGAACCACAGACGGUACGUGAAGUCGCGCGACGACAGCCAGCUGCUGGGUGAGCUGAGCACGACUCCUUCCGAGGACUGUGAGCCUUUCGCUAUUGACGAGGACAACAGCAAGCCAAUCGCACCAUGUGGAGCUAUAGCCAACUCAUUAUUCAGCGAUACGUUGGAGUUGAACAAUUUAAAAACAGGAAAGCCGGUUCCUCUUCUGAGAACUGGAAUCGCUUGGGAUUCUGACAAGGAGAUCAAAUUUCGAAAUCCAAAGGGAGCCAGAACAGUUGAGCAAUUGAAAAAAGCCUUCAAAGACUUUGCCAAGCCUAAGGCUUGGACGAAAGACAUUUGGGAGCUGGAUACAGAAAUUGACGACAACAAUGGAUUUCAAAAUGAAGACCUGAUUGUCUGGAUGAGGACAUCAGCUUUGCCUAAUUUUCGAAAGCUCUAUCGUCGUAUCGACCAUUCAUUGCAGGGUUAUGAGAAAGGAUUGCCAGCCGGCAACUACACCUUGUUAAUUAAUUACAGUAAGUACGGUCGAUGGUAAUAUUUAUAAGUUGUUUGAAUUGAUGACUCUUGAUUUAUAUGAAAUCACAAGUGGCUUUUUGAGUCUCUAGUGGUCAUUAGCUCUCAU
Molecule: messenger RNA, 1268 nt
Organism: Nilaparvata lugens (brown planthopper)
Lineage: Eukaryota; Metazoa; Arthropoda; Insecta; Hemiptera; Delphacidae
Gene: CDC50
Product: cell cycle control protein 50A
Exons: 6
Coding region: 297-1181 (294 amino acids)
Cellular component (GO): endoplasmic reticulum; Golgi apparatus; plasma membrane
Source: RefSeq, a predicted model, not a curated record